This is a messenger RNA of Phytophthora nicotianae INRA-310, 117 nucleotides long. RefSeq lists its product as hypothetical. Lineage: Eukaryota; Oomycota; Peronosporomycetes; Peronosporales; Peronosporaceae. The record is from RefSeq and is a predicted model, not a curated record. Bases 1 to 117 code for a protein of 38 amino acids. The transcript has a single exon.
AUGAAGCUACCAUCAAAGUCUUUACUGCGCUCGGGAUGCCCUCAAAAGCAAAGACGCACGCAGCGCGAGGGCCCGGAGCCAGGAGAGCUGAGCUUGCUGGAGCAACGGAAUCACUAA